GAGUUCAAUUUGAAUCAUUUCCCCAGACAAAGUGCAGUACCUUAGUAGGCUACUACAAUACACCCAUUGACGCUAUGAUAAGAUGACUACACAUAUCUCAAAAAGAGAAUUCAAUUAAGGGUUGUUGUUUAGAUGGUGUAUAAUGUUCAAUACUGAUGGUUGAGGAGGGAGUGGUGGUUUAGAAGGGGCUUUGAUGACAUUGACGCCACUUCCUGUCUUUAAAAGUCAGGCCGACAGAGAGACAGCAGUAACCAGGGCUUAAGUGAUGGAGAUGUUACUGCACUGGUGUCUGCUGUCGAUCGGUUUCUCUCUCAGCACAUCAACCACAGAAACAGAAGCCAUUCUCUGGGUGAAGACAGGGGAGAAGUUUACCAUGAAGUGCUCCACCACUCUAAAAGACCAGGAUGGAAUGUACCUGUAUGUUGGGCUGGACAGGGACAGGGAGGUGUUGUAUUACCACCAGCAUGACUCCAAGUUGACCACCAGGAUAGGCUACUGGAACAGAGUGAAGACUGAGGGACCUGUGGACCAACUGACCAUCACCGUCAGUAACCUGACCAUAGAGGACACAGGAGUCUACUGGUGUGUUUACACAAAUGUCAACAAAUCCACAUUCAAUAAUUGUAUCAUCCAAGGCAAAGGCUCCACUCUGGUGGUGGUGAAUGACGAUGUCUUACAGCUGCCAUGUCCUACAGCUACUGCAGUAACACUGGCCCCCUUUCACCCAGCCAAUGAGAAGCCGUGCCCAUCUGGCGUGGUAAACAUCAUCACCAUCACCUGCCUCUUGACCAUCCUGAUGUGUGCUGUCAUCUUCCUCAUCUGGCUCCCUCCACAGGUGAAGAGGUGCCGUAACCAGGGAGGAUCCACACCCCAGGUCAUUCCUGUGAGUGUCUAUGAAGACAUGGCCAGGAAUCACACUUGUCCACCUGACACACAGGUAGAAUCGAACCUCUAUUCUGUGUCUUCCAAAGGAGGAAGUAGGACCACUGAGUAGCUUCUUCAAAUGCUUUUUCUGAAUAUUGCUUCUUUGCUUUCUCAGGAUUGAAACGCCUGUUCUGCUGUAUUUCACAGUUCUAACCUCAAUGCAAGUCUUAGUGGUAAAUUGUUUGUGUGUGUCGCACCAUAACAUGCUUAUGUGUGUGAAUAAAAUCUCUAUAUGGAAAGUAUUCGUAUUUCAACAGAAGACCAGCGGGAAGGAGGGAACAGCCAAUGUUAUAUUCCAGGGCUAUUGAACUAUAUUCUUACGAGGGCCAGAUGUAAAAAAGGUUCAUUUCAGGGGGGGGGGCGGACAUUUUCCACAUGCGACGCACACACACCAAUAAAGCACUUUUCUUCUAAUGAAAUGUUGCUAAUAGUAGUUAGGGAAGAAGUGAAAAGUGCUCGAUCAAUGUGAGUUGAGGUGCAACCAAACAAUGUGCUCCUCGUUGAAAAGGAAAAGGCUCAAUGCUUGCUCACCAUUUUAACGAUUAAAAGUUUGUUAAGACUUGUAUUAUAUUUCAUCACAGGUACAAAUAUUUUAGCUGCCUAAACUUCAUCAGGUACAUCAGGAUAUAAGCCAUUUUUACAUUUUUAAAGCUUUCUAUCUAAAUAAAUCAAAGACAAGUUCAGACAGGAAACCAGGGUAUUUGUAUCAGCUGAUCUUGAACCAAUUAGAUUCACUCUACCAUAAUAUGGCGGUCUAUUUCAUCAACCAGGUAAUGCACACUCCAUGAUUCCAUGAUAGCUGCUGCGUGCAAGCUAUACACUGAUGUUCUUGGUGACAUGCUAUUCUGUAACAUGCGGUACUCGCCCUGCAUGUCUGCUUUCUGAUCACCCACCCCAGACUCCACCUGUUUGGGCACUGCUUUUGUUCCAGUCAGGGGGAUUGGUAUAGCAUACCUUUUUCACUCUUUAUUAUUGUUACUAUUAUGUUAUCAUUAUGCAUGCUCUGACAGUGAGCCACCCCAAAGGAGCAGAGCCUAACGCCAAGAGUAACAUAUUGAAUGCAUUUUAAUAUUUUCAAAUAAACGUCCAAUUUAUAUGUCAAUAUCCAUG
Molecule: messenger RNA, 2034 nt
Organism: Oncorhynchus keta (chum salmon)
Lineage: Eukaryota; Metazoa; Chordata; Actinopteri; Salmoniformes; Salmonidae
Exons: 4
Coding region: 266-994 (242 amino acids)
Biological process (GO): adaptive immune response
Cellular component (GO): membrane
Molecular function (GO): signaling receptor activity
Source: RefSeq, a predicted model, not a curated record